Messenger RNA from Diachasma alloeum, 2723 nucleotides. Its product is annotated as flocculation protein FLO11. Gene Ontology annotation, molecular function: DNA-binding transcription factor activity, RNA polymerase II-specific; RNA polymerase II cis-regulatory region sequence-specific DNA binding; protein dimerization activity. The record is from RefSeq and is a predicted model, not a curated record. Gene Ontology annotation, biological process: regulation of transcription by RNA polymerase II. NCBI's taxonomy places the organism in Eukaryota, Metazoa, Arthropoda, Insecta, Hymenoptera, Braconidae. The coding region runs from base 250 to 2424 and encodes 724 amino acids. The transcript is spliced from 9 exons.
AGUUGAAAAAAGUCCGUAGUCUCCCUACCGCCGGUUAAAAUCGCGAUAUAAAGUUUGCAAACGCAAGAAAAUUCCCUUUGCCGGCCCGCCAGGGGGAGAUUGAUUUCUCUACGAAACCCCCCGUGAAAGUGGCAAACGCGCGUGUUUCCAUUGUGACUCGGGCUGCGCACUACCAUCCACUGGCACCCGGGUCAGUGUACCCCGUAACUUCGCCUCUAAUCCCCGCAGGAUCAAUUCAAAAAAAUCAGCAUGAGCCUGGAGACACUGCUGGAGGCUGCACGAUAUGUCGAGCAGCAGGAGAAGAAACGAGAGAGGGUUGCCAGCACUUCCUCAUCCUCGGAUCAUUCGUUCGCCGUUGCGCCACACUCGAAUCAUCACAAUUCAAACGAGCCACGUGGUGCAAAGAUGAAGAGAGAGCGGAGCGAGCCAGAUGACCUGUUUUGCGAGGAAAAAAUGCUCAUAAUCGACGAGGAGGAUCCGCUCGACAUUAGCAGAACGAAUGGCAACCACUCGACUACCCUACGGGGCAGUCCUAUUAUCUCACGUGGAGCACUUACAAAUCCAAAUACGACUCACACAAACAUUCAUCACGUUACAACUCAUCAUCAAAUUCAUCAUCAUAAUAAUCACAAUAGUACAUCGCACAAUCAUUAUAUCGAUAAUCUUAGUACAAAUCAUAAUCAGAGUACUACUACGUCGGUUGUGGUCGACAUGGAUUCAUCGCAUGACAAUAAAAAACAUCGGAAUGGACCAUGUGUCAUAAGAUCUGGUACCCGAGAAGUUCACAAUAAACUCGAGAAAAACCGUCGUGCCCACCUAAAGGAGUGCUUCGAAAUGCUGAAGAAACAGCUACCAGCUCAGGAUGAGAAGAAAUCGUCAAACCUGUCAAUCCUCCAUGCAGCAAUAAGGCAUAUUCAGACACUGAGGAGAAAAGAACGGGAUUCUGAACACGAGAUGGAGAGACUUGCGAGAGAGAAAAUAGCCGCUCAACAGAGGAUAGUUGCUUUGAAAAAGGAACUCUCUGCUACUUGGGAUCAUAUUGAUUUCAGUACAUUAUUGCAAGAGCCUAGUUCGGCGAUUGAUCCAUUACAAUGCAAAAAUGUUUCAGAGAGCAUGGACGUUGACGUGUCAGGUUUAGCUCGCGGUGGUACGCGUUACAGUAGCACCAGUAGUUUAAGUUCAGCAGCAACCGCAAGCUCCCCCCAGAACCAUCAAACAACAAGUACAACACCAUCAAUUCACAAUCAAGUAGCAACAGCAGCAGUUGUAUGCCAAACCCAGGGCUUGAAUCUCGCUCAGAAUUCACGGGAGAGUCCACCAGCGAGUUCCAGUCCAGGUGCAUCGACACCGAGUAUUCCAACACCAGCUCAAGAGAAAGUCACAUCGCCACCAGUUGUCCAACAGUCACACCAGUUGCAUCUGCCAAUAAGUGCACAGAUGUUGAACACAACUCAGGGUUUAGCCACAAUAGUACCAACUCUACAGCAUCUUGGAUCUGGUCUUCGUGUUAUACCUGGUGACACGAGGCAAUUGCUUGUGACUCACACGACUGGCAGCAGUGAGCCACGACCACUGACACUGGCUGUACAAAAUUCAGGGGAUCAGGGAAGACCUCUCAUUGCUGUACAAUCGACAACUGGAAGUGAGCCAAGACCAGUUGCACUUGUUGUGCAUUCAUCAGCAGCUAAUGACAACCGUGUGACAUUUGUACACUCUAAUUUGUCGAAUCAGGAGAGACCACUUGCACUUGCUGUGCAAUCGUCAGCCAGUGAUGUAAGACCUGUUACUUUUGUACAUUCUGGGAAUGAUGCAAGGCCACUUGUACUUGCUACACAUCCACCACCACUCAAUGUCACUACACAAGCGAGAAUAAGGCCAGGGGACACGCAAACACCCCACAAAAUGGUCGGUGGAGUUACGUUGGUGGGAGGCAAUGGAUCGGAGUUGACGAGACUUCCUGGUGGUGCCGAGUUGAAUAUUCUACCUGCUAAUGGGGUGUUUCGAUCUGUCAAGACACAGCCGUUGGCUGUGCAAGGAGGAUUGACACUGAGUCACGCUGGCGUCUCCCUCCAAACAUCCACUGGCAAGCCAAUGAUGCAGAGUUCACCGUCCACAGAGAGCAUAGCCCACAUUGUUGGCCAGCACACAACCCUCUCAGGCCUGACUCCAAUAGUAACUCCAAUGACAGUUGUAUCCCAGGGAAACCAGGUGACAGCUCACAUACUGGCCCCCUCGAAUCUAGCUGGAAAGAUGAUAACAACGCCGAUACUGAAAUCCGUGGGUCAAGUGCCACUCGUCAAUGCCCAGUAUCUCAAUACCACGACCCUUGUGAAGCCAGUUGUCGUUGUCAGUUCAUCAAACUCAACACCAUCAACAAUAGCUUCCAGUACACAGCCUUCCGUCACAUCGCAUUCCAACGUCUGACAACAUCACAGGAUAACAAAGUUCGUUUGAGAUUGGCUUUGGGCAUUUUUUUCGUUUAAUUUCAAUGUUUGUGAUACAUCGAGGGGCUCUUGAUGGCUUUUAAGAGUUUAACGUGACAUAUUCGAGGUCGGGAGAUUUAAUAUCCGUUUUGACUAUCAAAAAUUGGGGGAUUUCACAUUUAAAAAAAUAGUUUAUGAUGACAUUGAUUUUAAAUUGCACCUGAAUUUCCCUACACUGAGAGAAAAAUGACACAGUUCUCAAAUAAGUCUUCUUUGUGCCAAGAAAACAGUUUUUUGAAA